This is a messenger RNA of Cucumis melo (muskmelon), 957 nucleotides long. RefSeq names its product probable carboxylesterase 12. The coding region runs from base 1 to 957 and encodes 318 amino acids. NCBI's taxonomy places the organism in Eukaryota, Viridiplantae, Streptophyta, Magnoliopsida, Cucurbitales, Cucurbitaceae. The transcript has a single exon. The record is from RefSeq and is a predicted model, not a curated record. Gene Ontology annotation, molecular function: hydrolase activity.
AUGGCUUCCGACGAUAUUGCCUUAAACGCUGCACCUUAUUUCAUCGUUUACAAAGACGGUCGAAUCGACAGGCUCAUCGGCAACGAUAUCGAUCCUCCCGGUCUCGACCCCAUAACCGGCGUCGAGUCCAAGGACGUCGAUAUCUCGCCGGACGUCACCGUUCGUGUCUACAGACCCAAAUCCGCCGCCGAAAAAAUAUCUGAGAAGCUCCCUCUUCUCGUUUACUUUCACGGCGGUGGGUUCUGCAUCGAAACCGCAUUUUCCCCUUUCUACCACCAGCACAUCAGCGCUUGGGUAGCCGAAGCCAACAUCAUCGCCGUCUCCGUCAACUACAGGCGAGCACCGGAGCACCAGUUACCAAUUCCUUUUGAAGAUGCAUGGACCUCCAUGAAAUGGAUCGCGUCCCACUCGGAAGGAAAAGGACAGGAUGAGUGGCUGAAUGAAAUCGCAGAUCUGAACCAGGUUUAUUUAGCCGGAGACAGCGCCGGAGGAAACAUGGCACACAGGAUGGCGUUGAGGACGGUGACGGAGGGGCUUGAGGGAGUGAAGAUCAAGGGAUUGCAAUUGAUUCACCCACAUUUUUGGGGUGGAAAAUUGAUCGGAGAGGAAAAUGAUUGGGAUCCAAAUGACUUGUUCGUUGUGGAGAACCUGUGGUUUGUAGUUUCGAAGGAUAUAAAGACACUAGAUGAUCCGAUUGUGAACCCAGAGCACGAUCCGGAUUUGGGGAGGCUGCCGGCGGAGAGAGUGGGGGUAUAUGUGGCGGAGAAGGACAAUCUGAAGGAGAGGGGAAGGCAUUAUGCGGAGUGUUUGAAGAAAUCGGGAUGGGGUGGAACGGUGGAGGUGGUGGAGACGGAAGGAGAAGGACAUGUAUUCCAUUUGUUCAAUCCGACGUGUGAUAUUGCGGGGGAAUUGGUGAAACAGCUGGCGGCGUUCAUCAACAGCGGCUGCCGUGGGUAA